Octodon degus (degu) is the source of this 4034-nucleotide messenger RNA. It is a transcript of the gene Gpr137c, whose product is annotated as G protein-coupled receptor 137C. The transcript has 7 exons. Lineage: Eukaryota; Metazoa; Chordata; Mammalia; Rodentia; Octodontidae. The record is from RefSeq and is a predicted model, not a curated record. Gene Ontology annotation, cellular component: lysosomal membrane. The coding region runs from base 333 to 1601 and encodes 422 amino acids. Gene Ontology annotation, biological process: positive regulation of TORC1 signaling.
ACGGUGCGGAGCGAGCGCCUCAAAUGCUCGGGUUUCUCAGCUGAUUGUCUCCAGCCGAGAGUUGUUUUUUGCAGCCACGGAACUGAGCCGCAGCAGCAGGAGGAGCUGAGACCCCCCGGGGGGAGGGGGCGGAGGAGAGGAGGCGGGGUCGGGGCGGCGGGGGGAGCCGCGUUGGCCGCUCCGCUCCGGGCUCCGGGUCCUGUCACGGCGCUGGCUGGGGCUGGAGGCUGGGGCGGGUGGGGGGUCGGGGGGCCAGCGCUCUCUCCCUGGACGGCGGCCCGGAGGCCGGCGCCUUCCUUCCCGCGCUCCCUCGCGCAGCCCCCAGGCCCCUCAUGAGGGUGUCCUCGCCGGGUCCGGCCGUCGCCCCCACGGCCGGCCGCGAACCCUCGACGCCCGGCGGCGGCGGGAGCGGGGGCGGCGGGGGCGCCGCGGUGCCCGGCUCGGUGCAGCUGGGGCUGAGCGUCCUGCACGCUCUGCUCUACGCCGCGCUCUUCGCCUUUGCCUACCUGCAGCUGUGGCGGCUGCUGCUGUACCGCGAGCGGCGCCUGAGUUACCAGAGCCUCUGCCUCUUCCUGUGUCUGCUGUGGGCAGCGCUCAGGACCACCCUGUUCUCCGCCGCCUUCUCACUCAGCGGCUCGCUGCCCCUGCUCCGGCCGCCCGCUCACCUGCACUUUUUCCCGCACUGGCUGCUCUACUGCUUCCCCUCCUGCCUCCAGUUCUCCACGCUCUGUCUGCUCAACCUCUACCUGGCGGAGGUUAUAUGUAAAGUCAGAUGUGCCACUGAACUUGACAAACACAAAAUUCUACUGCAUUUGGGCUUUAUCCUGGCAAGCCUUCUCUUUCUAGUGGUGAACUUGACUUGUGCAAUGCUGGUCCAUGGAGAUGUUCCAGAAAAUCAAUUGAAAUGGACUGUGUUUAUUCGAGCAUUAAUUAAUGACAGCUUGUUUAUUCUUUGUGCCAUCUCUUUAGUUAGUUACAUAUGCAAAAUUACAAAAAUGUCAUCAGCAAAUGUCUACCUCGAAUCAAAGGGUAUGUCUCUGUGCCAGACCGUCGUCAUGGGCUCUGUGGUCAUUCUUCUCUACUCUUCCAGAGCUUGCUAUAACCUGGUGGUGGUUACCAUAUCUCAGAACACAUUAGAAAGUCCAUUUAACUAUGGAUGGGAUAAUCUUUCAGAUAAAGCUCAUGUAGAAGACGGAAGUGGAGAAGACUACAUAGUAUUUGGAAUGGUCCUCUUUCUGUGGGAACAUGUACCAGCAUGGUCAGUGGUACUGUUUUUCCGGGCGCAGAGAUUAAGCCAGAAUUUGGCACCUGCUGGCAUGAUAAAUAGUCACAGUUACAGUUCCAGAGCUUACUUUUUCGACAAUCCAAGACGAUACGAUAGCGAUGAUGACUUGCCAAGACUGGGAAGUUCCAGAGAAGGAAGUUUACCUAAUUCGCAAAGCUUGGGCUGGUAUGGCACCAUGACAGGGUGCGGCGGCGACACAUACACGGUCACGCCCCACCUGAAUGGACCUAUGGCAGACACUGCUCCUUUGCUCUUCACGUGUAGUAAUUUAGAUAUGAGCAAUCACCAUAGCUUAUAUGUGACCCCACAAAACUGAGAGUCGUACCAAGUCGUGAAUUUUGAAUUGUUUCUCAUGAAUGUGUAUAUUCAGUGUGUUUAAACUUCAUCUGCAUAAACAUUGCACCUGAGAACAAAAUCUGGAAAGGUGGCCGUGUGACGGAGAGCACAGCUGUCUCUUUUGACCUCUGCAGUAAUAACGCAAAACGGAAGUUUGGAGUCAGAGAAAAGAAACGGCAGAUCCUAAGGCACUUGACUUCCUCCGUACCUCCUACCUUUGGAACAUCAAAUGCAUAUUUGCACUUUCGUCCUUGUCUGAAAAAGUACACUGCAGUCCCCAAAGUCAUAGCCCAGUGUUCACACUGGAAUAUUAUUGUACACCAAAUUGGAAGGCAUUUUUUCUACGAAAAUCAACACUUGUACUUCCAUUGGUGUACUGCGUCUGAAAUCCUUUCUCAAUUACAGUGUUAGAGUGUGAGUCGUGCAUAGUUAAAGCAUCAAAAUGUAUCCUCUUUCUCACAAACCUCCUAAAAUAUGUAAUUAGUGAAGACAGUUCUUUGAAGCAUGGUUUUAAAAUACUAAUGGAAAUUAUUCAAUCAUUUUAAAUAAGUGACGAUAGUAGUCCUUUACAGUGAGGGGCAGCAGUGGUCCUUGGCAAACCAGUUACUGCUUCAAGAGGAAAAUCUAGCCGUGAAUACUGUGGCUACUUCGAGUAGAAUCAGUCAAGUGAACAUUUUGUAUGAUUAAGAUACGCAGUAUAUAGUAGUGUAAGCAUGAUUGUUCAAGAAAGCAAUAGUGAUUUUUUUACAUAGGGAGAGUUUGGUAGAUACUUCUUGGAACUAAAUGAGUUUACAGAUGCAUUAAAGAAUUUUCAUAAAAUGUACAAUUCUAAGUUUAAAAAUGACACAUUUUCAAAAGCAUUGAAUUUAUCUGAAAUAAGAUAUAACUGAUCUUCACCUAUUGAAUCAGGACUGUCCUCAGGUAAAUUAAGUCAUGGUACAGCAUCAUAGUGAACUGAAGUGCAAUACUUUCUAAGACAUAUAAUCCCUUAGUUUUCAGUUUCAUACUUUGAAUUUGGGCAAAACCAAAUUAAACCCCUAUCAAAUUAAUUCCAGCAUUGGAUUAAAUGAGCAAAUUCAAAAAUGUAAAAACUUGGUAAGUAUAAAACCAGAGAUGAACAAUGUCUUAAAUUUCCUACCCUGUCAUACGUAUAUAUCCAUGUAUUUGUAUGUGAUAGGCUAAGACGAAACAGAAUUGUAAAAUGCACUUUCUACCAACAUCUAAAUGGAAAGUAGGUGCUGAAUACCUCAAGAUGCCAAGGGAAGGGGCAACAUUUAAAGUUGUCACAACGUGCUUAAAGAUAAUCUUAUAAAAUUCCCUGUUAGUCUCUUUCUUCAAAACUGGAAUACAAUUAUCCUGUCUUCUACUUUAGUUGUUUUAUUCCUAUUUUUACUUAAAAUACUGUUCAGCUUUUUACUGAUACAGUGAAAUCACAAAAGUUUGAGUAGGUGAAAUAAAAUUUAAAAAUGAAAUUGUUAAUGCUUUCUAUCUUUUGGGUUACUGAUACAAAAUAAAUUUCUUUUUAUGAUACAAAGGACUUUAAAUUCAAUCAGAAGUGGACUAAUUGUUAUCUGGCAUUUGUUUACAAAAAGUUCUCAUAACCAAAUUACUUAAAAUUUUAUAGUAGUGGAGUUAGCUGUCAUAUUGGUCACAUAUUUUUUUUACACCAGUUUUUUUUCAGUUAUCUUUCUUUCUUUUAGAAUGCAACUUACUUUGCUGAUGAUGUUAGAUACCUAUCUAGAGAUAUCAGAAAAGAUUUAUAUUUUCUGGUAAUCUGUGGGUUCAAGGUGAUAAAUUUGUUUCUAGUAAAACCUCCCUAGAUGAAGUUCCUAUUUGUCUAAAGAUUACUUUAAAAUUUGUCUAAAGAUUCGAUUUUUGUCAUAUACAACUUAGUCCUUUUAGCUGUAUUAGUUGAUUGUACUAAAUUUGAGAUUUGGGAUUUUAUCUUUAUCAAGAAAGGGGACCUAAAUUCUUCCAUUUGUCUCCUUACACACAGCCAACACAAUAGACCACCAAAGAAAAGAAAGACAAACUGGCCCAAUUUUUGCUUAAAAAUUCCAAAGCACUAGGAGCACUUUAAGUUUGGUCGCAAAAGAAGUUGUUUAUAAAAUCAAAGGGCUACCAAUUCCCUUUUCAUCCUGCACUGAAGCACAUGACGACUUAAGACCUUCCUUUUGUGUUCAUUAAUUUAUAAUGUGGAUCUCAUUGCUUACGUGUGGAUUUCUACAGUGAUUAGCAAUAUUUGUUUUUAUCACUUCAGUUGAAACUCUUACCACUCAUUAUAGCUGGUUGUAGUUUUAUGGAAGAUGUAAUUUAUAGCUCUAGUGGGUUUUUUAUGCAUAGCUGCCUUUUUAUUGUUUAACAGUGUUUCUCAGCUAUAGAACCAGUUCCCAGCUGGUUGUAAAAAUAUAGC